GCUGAGUGGAGCGUCGACGGACUGAGGCAGUUCACUCAUUCUCGCGCAUACCGCAGACACAACGGAGGAAACAAAACUGUGCUUUUUAAAAGAAGGAGCCAUGGCAGCAGGGAGAAUGCGGUCUACACGCAGACUUCGGUCCUGGAUUGUCGAGCAGGUCAGCAGUGGGAAAUACCCGGGUGUGGUUUGGGAUGACGAGGCCAAAACCAUGUUCCGCAUCCCCUGGAAACAUGCAGGGAAACAGGACUUCCGCAAGGACGAGGACGCCGCAAUCUUCAAGGCGUGGGCGGAGUUCAAGGGGAAGUUGACAGACGGAGGACAAGACAGCCCAGCCGCCUGGAAGACCCGCCUUCGCUGCGCUCUCAACAAAAGUCCAGAGUUCAAGGAAGUGAUGGACCGAGCCCAGCUGGACAUUUCCGAGCCAUACAAAGUCUACCGGCUCGUCCCCAUCAGUGAGCAAGGUUUGGUGAUGCCUGAAAAGAAGAGCAGAGAAAAAUGCAGCAGGAAGCAGAAAAGGAGGAGCAGCGAGUCCGGGAGCGAAGACGUCCGCCAGGUCAAACAGAUAAAGACUGAAGAAGUCACGUCUCAGCUGCAGCGAAUGGAUGAGAUAUUGCUGCAGAGUGACAGCCCUGUGCAGCUAGAUGGACCCACCCAAUGCACCAUCGUACAGACAGACGCAGUGAAUGAGAUCAGGUUGGAUGUGCGGAUCGAGGAGAGUGUGCCUGCUCCUGCAGCAGUUCAGGACUCCUUCAAUGUGAUAAUUCACUAUUUAGGACAGGAAGUCCUAAGGCGUCAGAUCCAGGGCACCGAUGUCCGCAUUACAUACCUUUCUUCUUCUCCAAUCCCUCCGACACCUGCCGCCCUAAACAGAAGAUUUCCACGCAUUCCACUGCCGGAGCCGCCCUCCAUGCUGCCUGCUGGCCCGGAGCUGCAAGCCCUUUUCACCCUGCUGCCUUUCAUGGAGAAAGGACUGGUACUGACCUCCACACCACAAGGAGUUUAUGGCAAGAGGUUCUGCCAGGGCCGGAUCUUCUGGACAGGUCCACACACAAACACACCGGGCCUGCAUAGGAUGGAGAGGAACACUGAACCAGUUCUGCUCUUCAGUAAAGAUGUCUUCAAGCAACAUCUGGACCACUUUCGUUCAAACGGCGGCGAGCCUCCUCAGUGCGGUUUCACUCUGUGUUUCGGAGAGGAGCUGAACAACAUGGAUGACCCAUCCAGGAAACUGAUUAUUGCUCAGAUUACUCUACCGUGGGCAGAACAGCAGGUCCAGAGCGCUGUGUCUAUCUUUGAAUCCAUCUCAGUCCUCCAGUCGCUGGCCAGCCAGUCUCCGCUGGGAGAAAUCACCCUGAAUCUGGUCCCAGUACCUCCUUUGACUGCCUCCGAGAACAUCUCCAGAGGAGCCAUCUGAGCACUUUUCACUUAGGUUUCAUCCAAAAAAAAAGAGACAUCCCCUUUUUAAAUCAUUCUCGUAUGAGCAAAAAGCGUCAAAGUGAUACAAAAACAUGUCUGUCAGUUAUCGCUAAAGCUAAAUCCAGAAAAUAUUCCUUCUUGUACCAGAUCAGGUGACUUAUUCUACUUGUUUUGGUUGCACCUUAAGUAUCAGUGUACUGGAAACACUACAAGCAAACCAACACUGAAGUUUCAUGAGUACAGAAGUGUCAUAUCAACUCUGGAGUCCAGUGAAAGGCUCCCAAAAACCUGAUGGCAGAAAAGUGUUUCUGCUGCUUCCUGUUAUUAUUUUAAUGAAUUCUUUUCAUUGAGGUGCUCACAAAGAACUUGUCACUUUUAACCCUGACGGGCUGGACCGUGACGGGCUGGACCGUGCUGUUGUAAGCAAGUGUUAUGCAAUUAUGUUGAUACUGAAGUUCUUCAUCUACUUUUAUACAUAAAAACUCAAAACUUCCAGUAGAUCAGAGUCAGUACUAGUUUAAUGUACACAUCUCUGUUAUUGUAUCACUCAUCCAAUUCAAUUUCACUGCAAAUGUAACCUUUUUUGCACACAUAUAAAUGUAGGUUAUAGAUUGUCUUUUAAUAAAUUUUUAAUAAAUAAUAAAAAUACACUGUUGAUGAGACUGAUAAAAGACUGAACCACUGCAGCUUUGAAUCAGAGUUUCUUUAGAAACAGUACAAAUCCCUCUUUAGUUAUUAAAUCAUGACAUUUAGAGCACUUAGAUCAUGAGAAAACCACCCGUCUACAUUUGCCACUUGACAUCAGAUUCCUGUUUUUAGUGUUCGAUCAGAGGAUUUCAGAUGCAGUUGCUCCACUCUUAUUAGAUGUGUUAAAAGCCUGUUGCUCAACUGUCAGACUGGUGAUGUUUUGCAAGUGGCAAACAAAAGAAUUUAAUCCAAAAAUAUAUUACAUAUCUAUAUUAUGUACAGAGAACUGAAACUGAGUAUUUGUCUCUGUGAAGACCAGAUGUACAAAUUAUUGGCAGGUUCUGUAAAUGCUGAGAGUACAUUUGCAAGUAUUCAUUACAUAUGCACACACCAAAUACUUUAACUGGUGUUUUAAUGUAAUAAAAUGCAGCAGAUUGGCAACUACAAAAACAAACUAGUAUAACAGUGUAUUUAAAUGGAGUUCUCUGUGGUUAUUAGGAGACUAAAUGAACAAGCAGAAUGUCUUUGUAAAUGUUGAAUUCAAGAAAUAUGUUAACAUCUCAGUUUAGACCCGUUUUUACAUUUAGAAGCAGCAACUUUAAGAUUAAAUGAGGUUUAAUAUUAGUCAUAAUUUAAAUUUCUCCUUUAAGUUCAUCUACUUACAGAAUAGAUGUCAACAUUGUGAGCAGAACAGAUGUCUAAGCAACUCAUUUAGUCAAUCUUUUGUUAGCUUGUUCUCCCCAGUUUGUGAUGUAUGCAAAUCUAAACAAUAUGACCAGAAAUAAGGACAAGAGAACUGCAGUGGUGUGAAAUGUGAUUUUAAGGUGGAUUAAUCGUUUAAAAUCAGCAGGGUGUUGAGCUGAACUGCAAGGCACACUCAAGUAUAGGGAGAGGGUGAAAGACUACAGAGAUCUACCAAGAUGUAAAUAUUUAGGUAUUUAUGCAUGUUUGUAUUUGUUCAGUCUAGACACAGAAGUUAAAAUAAACAUCUUCUUGAACUUUGA
This is a messenger RNA of Melanotaenia boesemani (Boeseman's rainbowfish), 3107 nucleotides long. It is a transcript of the gene irf9, whose product is annotated as interferon regulatory factor 9. The transcript is spliced from 10 exons. Lineage: Eukaryota; Metazoa; Chordata; Actinopteri; Atheriniformes; Melanotaeniidae. Gene Ontology annotation, biological process: regulation of transcription by RNA polymerase II; immune system process. The record is from RefSeq and is a predicted model, not a curated record. The coding region runs from base 101 to 1414 and encodes 437 amino acids. Gene Ontology annotation, molecular function: protein binding; DNA-binding transcription factor activity, RNA polymerase II-specific; RNA polymerase II cis-regulatory region sequence-specific DNA binding. Gene Ontology annotation, cellular component: nucleus.